This is a messenger RNA of Zea mays, 2160 nucleotides long. RefSeq names its product Opaque endosperm 11 (gene Opaque11). The transcript is spliced from 3 exons. The record is from RefSeq and is marked validated. Gene Ontology annotation, biological process: endosperm development; regulation of DNA-templated transcription. Bases 19 to 1893 code for a protein of 624 amino acids. Gene Ontology annotation, molecular function: protein dimerization activity; DNA-binding transcription factor activity. NCBI's taxonomy places the organism in Eukaryota, Viridiplantae, Streptophyta, Magnoliopsida, Poales, Poaceae.
UCCUGCAUCCACCGCGCCAUGUCUCAGGAAGGAGCCAACCUGCCGCAAGAAGUGGUGGGGAGCCAUGAUCAGGCCACCGCCCCCCACGGCAGCAUCCCUGCACCGGCUGAUUCCAACCCCAGCUCUGUCAGCAACCUGGCCAGCGCCGUCAACAACGGCGGGUCGUCUGAGUGUGCCAGCCCAGCGGUGCUCUCUGCCGGCGAGGACAACAACGCGGCGUCGUCCAAGACCGCCAGCCCGGCGGUGCUCUCUGCCGGCGAGGACAACAACGCGGCGUCGUCCAAGACCGCCAGCCCGGCGGUGCUCCAUGCUGCCGACGACAACAACGCGGCGUCCAAGAUCGCAGGCCCGGCGGUGCUCCUUGCCGGCGAGGAAAACAAGGCCAAGCUCAAGCUCGCGAGCCCGGCAUCGCUCCUUGCCGGCGAGGAGAAGGGCAACAACGCUGAUGAGUUCAAGCUCGCUAGCCCAAGGAUGCUCCAUGACUGCGACGACAACAAUGCCGGGUCCCAUGCUGGCGUGCGCAACUGCAACGCCGCCCAGUCCAAGCUCGCCAACCCGGCGGUUCUCCAUGCCGGCGAUGACAAGAAGGGCGGAUCCAAGAUCGCCGGCCCGGAAGUGCCCCACGCCAGUGUGACCAGCACCACCGGAUCCAAGCUCAACGGCCCGGCGGCGCUCCAUGCCGGCAAUGACAACGACAGCGGCGGAUCCAGGCUCCCAAACCCCGCAGUGCUCCAUGCCAGCAAAGACAUGGACAACAACGCCGGGCGGCCCAAGUUCGCCAGCCCGGUGUUGCUCCAUGCUGGCGAGGACAACAAAGCCAGGACCAAGCUCGCAAUCCAGGCGGGCGGUGGCGGUAACGCCGGAGCCGGAUCGUCCAGGCUCACCAGAUCGGCGGCGCUCCAUGCCGGGAAGGACAACGGCGCCGGAUCCAAGCCCGCCAUCCAGGUGGUGCCACGCCUCCAUGCCGGCGGCAAGGACAACAACGCUGGGUCGUUCAAGGCUGCCAGACCGUCGGCGGCCGACUCCGGCGAGAGCAACGCCAAGGAGGGAAAGAGCAACGUAGCUGGAGAACAACGUGCCCGUGAGGCCGGCGUGGGCUGUGGCGGCGGGAAGGGCAACGCCGCCGCGGUGGAGGAUGUGGACCACGACUUGCACAUCUUUACGGAGAGGGAGCGGAGGAAGAAGAUGAAGAACAUGUUCAGCACCCUACACGCGCUCCUCCCGCAGCUCCCCGACAAGGCUGACAAGGCCACCAUAGUCGGGGAGGCUGUAACCUACAUCAAGACUCUGGAAGGCACCGUCCAGAAGCUGGAGAAGCUGAAGCUGGAGCGCAAGCGCGCGCUGGCAGCGCAGCAGCAGCUGAUGGCUGGUGCCGGCAGCAACCGCGCGUCGUCCGCGCGCCAUCCCGCACCAGCGCCGUCGUCACCGUCGUCGUCGUCGAGGGAGGCGAACGUGGCGGACAUGGUCCACGGUUGGCAUGCGCAGCAGGCCGCCGCGAACAAGGCCCUGGCAGCGGAGGCCGGGGCGGGCGGCUCCUCCUCUGCCGCCGCCUCGCUGCCCCGUGGAGCGGUGCCCUUCCCCGCGCCCGCGGCGGGGUUCCAGACGUGGUCCGGGCAGAACGUCGUGGUGAGCGUGGCCAGCAACGAGGCGUACAUCAACCUGCACUCCCCGCGGCAGCCGGCGGGCACCCUGACCAAGGCGCUGUUCGUGCUGGAGAGGCACCGCAUCGACGUCGUCACGACGACCAUCUCCACCCAGGACGGCUUCCACAUGUACGGCAUCCAUGCACGCGUUAAUUCGGCUUCCGCUUCGGCUCGCUUUCCGGAGAAUCUGUGUGCUGAAGACAGGUUCAAGCUGGCGGUGUCGGAGAUGCUGCAGCUGAUCAACAUCUGAGCUAGGCCAACGCGCUCAUGCUCGCCAAUGCAUCUGAGCUAUGCUGCUGCCGUCGUCGUUUCGUGUUAAGUUUGGUCGUCGUCCAACUCUUUUAGUUUGUUUCUCUUGUUCGUGCCAAGUUUGGUCGUCGUCGGUUGAACUCUUUUAUGUCUCAAGACAGCUGGUUAGUGGUUCCUAGCGUAUGGUAAGUACUGUUUGAGGUUUAACCCGUCGUGGAUGUAGUUGUAUGAUCGGGUUUCAUGUGUGAGAGUUCUAACCAAUCACUAG